Molecule: messenger RNA, 3903 nt
Organism: Labeo rohita (rohu)
Lineage: Eukaryota; Metazoa; Chordata; Actinopteri; Cypriniformes; Cyprinidae
Gene: chst11
Product: carbohydrate (chondroitin 4) sulfotransferase 11
Exons: 3
Coding region: 153-1211 (352 amino acids)
Biological process (GO): proteoglycan biosynthetic process; carbohydrate biosynthetic process
Cellular component (GO): membrane
Molecular function (GO): sulfotransferase activity
Source: RefSeq, a predicted model, not a curated record
GGAGGAAGGUAGUGCACUCCGGGGAGCUGCGCUGAGAUCUUUGAGACACGGACGCAGGCGGCAGCAGCGAGAGCAUCAGCAGCAUCAAACACAGACCCGCUGUACGGGGCUCGGCAGCCUCCCUCCGUCCCUCCGUGUCUCCGUGCCCAGCCAUGAAACAGACAUUACUGGACCUCAUGAGGAUGAGUAGGAUCUGCCGGAUGGUGCUGGCCACUUGUUUAGGAUCUUUUAUUCUGGUCAUCUUCUAUUUCCAAAGUAUGUUCCAACCAGUUAUGAGGCGGAACCCAUUUGCAGCGGAGGGCUGCUGUCGGAAAGGCUCCAGAAAUGCCCUACAGGAGCUGUACAAUCCCACACAGGCCGAGUUCUCUGCAGCGGCAGUGUUGCAUCAGGCCCGGCGGGAUCAAGUGGCGGACACGUGCCGUGCCCACAGCGCGUCCAGCCGCAAGCGACGCGUCCUGACUCCCAGUGACCUCAAGCACCUUGUGGUGGAUGAUGAGCAUGAGCUCAUCUACUGCUACGUCCCCAAGGUGGCCUGCACCAACUGGAAGCGGGUCAUGAUGGUGCUGAGCGGCCGGGGCAAGUACAGCAACCCCAUGGAGAUCCCUUCCAACGAGGCCCACGUGCCCUCCAACCUCAAAACCCUCAACCAGUACAGCAUUCCCGACAUCAACCACCGACUCAAGAGCUACCUCAAGUUCCUCUUUGUGCGCGAGCCCUUCGAGCGGCUGGUGUCGGCCUACCGCAACAAGUUCACGCUCCGAUACAACACCUCAUUUCACAAACGCUACGGGACGAAGAUUGUGCGGCGUUACCGGAAGAACGCAACCACCGAGGCGCUGCAGAGCGGCGCUGAUGUGAAGUUCGAAGAGUUUGCGGAGUACCUGGUGGACCCGGGCACUCAGAGAGAAGCUCCGCUCAACGAACACUGGCAGACGGUUUACUCGCUCUGCCACCCCUGCCACAUCCACUACGACCUGGUGGGCAAGUACGAGACUCUGGAGGAGGACGCCAACUACGUGCUCAAACUGGCAGGGGUGGGCGACUCCUUGCGCUUCCCGACGUACGCCAAAUCAACUCGUACCACCGACCAAAUGGCGGCCAUGUUUUUCAACAACAUCAGCUCGCUGCAGCAAGGCCAGCUGUACCAACUCUACAAACUGGACUUUCUAAUGUUCAACUACUCUAUUCCCAACUACCUAAAACUGCAGUAAACACACGUACGCAGUUACGCACACGUUCCGAGCUUGCUCAACAAGGUUGAGCAAUGGGAGAAGGGCCUUGGCCACAAGACACAGGAGGGGGAAUCAACCGAGCACUCAAAUGUAAAAUUGUAUUUAUAUUCCGCAGGGACGGUUGCUUAAUUUCGAGAUGGCUAAGGAGCUCUCGGUCAACAGCAAAUGCGGACCACUUUGAAAGACUGAUGUAUUUGCCCAUCGAAUUGUACAUUUUCAGUGUAAAGGCUCCAAACAUCAAAAGCAAUAUGACAGACUCUGAGCUAUACCUGCUCAAAUGGUUUAUCUAUUAAUAUACUCAGCCAGCCGCUGCCGCCAUUAUUGAAGCUUCACAGAAAGGAGCACCUAGACUAAUAAUAAGACUCGAGAUACAAUCAGACUUCAAUUCCCCACUUCUAAUUUCAUGUUCCCUUUGGAAGUUCCCUCGCUUCUCUCCCAUACUCAGACGGCCUUUGUGUGUGUGUAUUUAUACGGUGCAUAUUUAAAGUGCACACUAAAAUAAGAGGCAUUGAAUGGUGCCUUCCUGAAAGGGGCAGGUCUAAAUGUGAGUGACAGGCAGGGGCUCCGCCCACUGGGUCAGUCAGGGAGCAUCUGUAGCAGUCGGGAGGUCAGAGGUCACUGCGGGUCGGCCUCAAGCACACUGUUCCCACAACCCCUCCUCCCUUGGUUGGUCUUAAGUAAGGAUUUUGGAUGUUUUGUUUCGUUUUGUAUUUGUUUAUAAUGGAAAAAGUUGCUGCGAGCAGCACGUUCUAAUAUUAUUUGAAUUACUGUGUGAAAUAGAGAUGAGAAAGACUUAAUAUUUUGUUUCCAGGAAAGGAAUUCAGCUUAGAGCUAGAGACUUUCUGAGGUUUAAUUGUCAUAAUUCGCUCACUCAUAUUUCUCCUCGCCUCAUAUGUAGAACACUGUUGCUGGGAUACCUCGCUGGUUGUUUUGUGACGGGUGUAUCGGAAACGGGCAGGACUUUGUUUUCUGAGCUGUUCUCAUGGGAAAGUUUCACACAGUGGUGUGUGUCUGAGAGAGGGAGAGAAAAUACAAGCAAAUCUGUUCCAUCCAUUAGAUGAAUUAUAUGUCUUUCUCAAUUUGAGUUCAAAGGAACAGCCUUUAACUUAGCAAGCUGUCUUUUAUGAUCUUAAUUUGCUUUGACGGUGCACGAAAAUUAUAAAAAUUACUUAUUUAUGUGCACAGUUGGCCACAAGUGGGUGCGUCCGAGUGCUUUAUUUCAAUGUCUUUGUCUGAAGCAUAUCUUGACUCUGGCUAAAGGCUUCUUUUAGCUUUCUCCCUCCCACAUCUCUUUGCUUUUUAGGAAAAAUCCCGGGUUUAUUUGGCCAGAAUAAGCGAGUGCUGAUUAGCAGGUUUUUAAGUUCUGUAGAACAGGGUUUUUAAUGAAGACCACACACACUCACACACACUUGUGGCAGCACCCUAGUAAUUCAGGGGCUAAAACGUGGCAAAAAAGCAAACGGGUAAAAAAAAAUCGUUUUAAAGCCAAGCCACGUUAUCAACCUUUCUACAUAGUACAGCUAUUUCUUUCUCACGCUGCUUUUCCUAAAUCUUAUCCUACCCAAAAAAGCUUUGAAAAAAAAGAUUAAAAUUCUCAUGCAGAUUCCUUACUGUGGAAAACCAGUAAUUGCAAAACACAUUUCUUUUAACCGAGUUGCAUUUUAGUAGCCUAAUUAUGGUAACUGACUGGCUGGUUAGGUGAAAAACUCAUGCCAGAAAUUCCAGCAGAUAAAUUUAAACACAUAAAACCUUUAUCUAAUCUGUUCAAAUCUCUGCUCUUCUCUUCUCCAGAACAAGAAAUGAAUCAGAAGUGAAACAAAUCACUCAAGCCUGAACUUCAUUUUUGAAUCAUCAGCUCUGAAAACAAAGCAUGCCUGAAUGGUUUCUCGGUUUAUACUGUUUAUUUCAUUUGUUCUGUAACAACAAACAUGGUACAGCCUCAUUAGCGCCCACACGACAGCCACGCUAAUACACGCAUUAGCGCCCACAUUAGCAGGCACAGUGCCUUUCAAACUGUCACUCUAUCACAUGCAGUACAGCUCACUCACGUUGCAUGUGGCAUUUUUCAUUUUUAGAAAUACAAAACACGAUUUUCUUUAUUUAUGUUUCUGAGCACUUUCCCAGAUGGAGCUAACUUUACACACAAUGGCUAGGCUCACCUUCCACAAAUGCUUACCUGUAUGUGCCUGUUUAAUAAUCAGUGUCUGCAUUGGUUCAACAUUGCUGUAUUUGUUUUCAGUGAGCGUCUGCUCACAUUCUUGAGCUCACGGACAGUAUCCGCAGUUUAAUUUAUUUAUUUAUUCCUCCUCUGUAUUCAGGAUGGACUCUGCCGGGUCACUGGGUUGGACCCUCGCACUGUAAAUGGGAAAAUUCAAAACAAGUGAACUGUCGGAUCAAUGCGCUCCCUGGAGAACACGCUCACACUCUCUCUCUAUCUCUGUUUUCUCAAUAAAGCUGAAACUGAAACCCUUAGUGGCCAAUUUGUCACUGUCUGUGUCUCCACAUAAUCAUUAAACUUGAGUGAAAAUGUUGUUGGUUGUUAAAGGGAUCUUUUUAACACAGCUGUUCCUCCUCAUUUGGUGUGGUUUGCAGCGUUUUAUGCUAAGAUGAUCUAUAGGAGAACAUCAAAUCUUUUUCAAAAACCUGCACAGCACGGCCCUGCUUACAGCUU